Molecule: messenger RNA, 981 nt
Organism: Oldenlandia corymbosa var. corymbosa
Lineage: Eukaryota; Viridiplantae; Streptophyta; Magnoliopsida; Gentianales; Rubiaceae
Source: the annotation of a GenBank genome assembly
AUGAGAAGCGAAGUGCAGCUGGAGUCAAUUGUGGACCCCAACAACCCCAGCGACUCCGAUCCCCUGCUUCAACCCCAACCCCAAUACAUCGAGUCUCCUCCACCGUCAUCACCGCCCUCGACGUCAUCAUCACCGUCGUCCGCGACCGCUGGUGAGAUACUGAAGGAUGACGCCGACGACGACGACCUAGAGUCUGGUUCUUUGCCUUCUUGUAGAAUUUGCCUCGAAUGCGACUGCGAAGCUGAUGAUGAGUUGAUAUCUCCAUGCAUGUGCAAGGGCACCCAGCAGUUUGUUCAUCGCUCGUGUCUUGAUCACUGGCGGUCAGUCAAGGAAGGUUUUGCCUUUUCUCAUUGCACAACCUGCAAAGCUCAAUUUCAUCUUCGAGUGGCAGAGUUAGAGGAUAACUCCUGGCGAAAAAUAAAAUUUAGGCUCUUCGUAGCCAGGGAUGUCUUCCUUGUGUUUCUUGCUGUGCAAACUGUUAUUGCAUUCAUGGGUGGUUUCGCAUACUUUUUGGACAAAGAUGGAACUUUCAGGAACUCAUUUGAUGAUAGCUGGGAUCGCUUACUUUCGAAGCAUCCUAUUCCUUUCUACUACUGUAUAGGGGUUCUUGGGUUUUUUGUGCUGCUUGGAUUUUUGGGGCUCAUAUUACAUUGCUCCUCCCUGAACAAUAACGAUCCAUGUGUUGCUGGCUGUCAAAAUUGCUGUUAUGGCUGGGGCAUGUUGGAUUGCUUCCCUGCAUCUAUGGAAGCUUGCUUCGGACUCGUAAUAGUUUUUGUUGUCAUCUUUGCCAUUCUUGGAAUUGCAUAUGGAUUUCUUGCUGCCACCUUGGCCAUCCAGAGGAUCUGGCAGAGACAUUAUCACAUUCUUACUAAGAGAGAGUUGACACAGGAGUAUAUUGUUGAGGAUCUUCAUGGAUGUUAUUCCCCUCCAAAAUUGGAUCCUGAGCAUGAAGAACGCCUCAAAGUUCUGAAGCUUUUGUAG